Molecule: messenger RNA, 2100 nt
Organism: Macrosiphum euphorbiae (potato aphid)
Lineage: Eukaryota; Metazoa; Arthropoda; Insecta; Hemiptera; Aphididae
Source: the annotation of a GenBank genome assembly
AUGAGCGUGCAAAACCUCCGGAACAAGUUCAGCCAGAACAACGGUUCGGUCCCGUACAACCCACCCGGGCUGAGUUACGGGAAAUCCGAUUCCACUGUACCGUCGAGUCUGAACAACCACAACAAUAACAACCAUCACCAUCACCACCAGGUGUCGAACUAUCAGAUGCCAAACGGUGGAGGUGGACGGUUCAAGACGAUUCGCGAGGAGCCGGAUGCCCCGGAAGACUUCAGCAGCAGCAAACCUGUGGCGACCAAGAACAACAGUUUUCUGCAGAGUUAUCUAGCAAACGAGAUGAGGAACGUCGGUGGUUCUCCCGGCAACGGAAUUAAGCAGACGGUCGCAGUGCAGGCGCCGGUUCACAACCGGUUCGUCGCCUCUAAGUCGUCGCCGCCGGUGGAAGUUGUGUCAAAAUACGCUGUCAAGUCCCCUCAGGAAACGGCCACGUCGAAAUUGACGUUCGGUGAAGUCAAAUUGCCACACCAGUCGCCGGCAGUCCCCGUACAUGCGCCUAAGCCAAUCGGUGCCAAACCAAUGCUUCCGCCGCCGAUACCGGACAGCACUCCGCCCAGGUUUACGGUCAAAUCUUCGACCGUCCUGAACAGUAGCAGCAAAAGCAGUCCUGUACUAACUACCGAGGAUAGAUGGAAGAACAAAUAUGACGAAACGGAGACGAAGCGAAAGAGCCUGUUGAUUCAGUCUCAAAAACUGUUGAGGGAAAAGUCGGACAUGGAACGUCAAGUGGCGAAGCUGCGCACCAAUCUCGAACUGUCCAAUAAAGACUUAUCGGAAAGGACCUUGCAACUCUCUCAGCUGAGGAGUCUUUCGGAAGCGAUGUACAAGGAAUAUGAUCAAUUAAAACAACAAUACGAACUCGAGACAACUACGUUGCAAAAGGCGAUGGAACGAGCUUCGCAGUGGUACAAACAAAAUCGUGAGCUGAAAAGAAGGAGCUCGGCUUUAAUGCAAAAAGUAAUGUCAGUGGCGCCGUCCACGUUGGAAGACUUGGCAGAUGACACGGACGGUAAUGACAACGAUAUGGACAACAACGACACCGAAAUGGAAGAGCUGCGGAAAACUGUCAAAGAGCUCACUCAAGAAGUUUCGAGGCUACAAGCAGAAUUAAAUAAAAUUAAACUACAAGAGUUUGAAGCCCAGGAGCAGACUGUAGACUUGACUUCUGAACUGGAGGAAGAGCGUAGGGGACGAAAACGGGCUGAACAAGAACUUAAAGAAUUAAAAAUGAAACACGACAGUUUGGAAACAGUCAGUCGUAAAGUAGUCGAAGAGACAACCGUGUUACACCAACAAUAUAAAAGAGAAAAAGAAGAAGGCGUAAAGAUACGAAGUGAUGCUAACAAAGUGAAAUCCGAGAGGGACGUGCUAGCCAGACAAAGUCAACUGUUGAUGAUGGAUGCUGCUUCGGACGAAAAAAUUAUGAAACUGUUGUUCGAGGUGGAACAAUUGCAAAGAACAUUAAGCCAAGAGAGGCAAGAGCAUAUGGAACAGCUAAAAGAUUUACACGAAAAAUUGGAAUCUCAAAGCGAAUCCGAACAAAUCGAACUGUACGAAGAGAAGUUAAAGUUAAUCGAAGCGGAAUUACUAUGUUCUCAGCAAAGAGCUGACAUUGCUGAAUCUCAGGUUGAAGAACUCGGGAAACAACUUCGAGAAACCAAAACCGUAGUCGCGCCGCCCCAAUGCGGACCUCCACCUCCACCACCUCCGCCAGCACCACCAGCACCACCACCACCCCCUCCACCGAUGGCGUUGGCGGGGGCGAGCGGAGGCAUCAAGCUGAAAACGGUUAGCUCGCUGAACCAUAACUCCAACGCAAUUGAAGAUUUAGGGAAUUACUUGGGACUGCCAAUGGCUUCUCCCAAGGGCCCUCAAGUACAGAACGGUGCCAUUGACGCGAUAAUCAACCAGAUCAAAGGAGGUCGUUUCAGUCUGAAAGCCACGGACAAGGAGAAACAGACUCCGGUCAAAAAACAAGAACCGCAACCUGUUGUCAACGAGAUGAUGAACGUUCUGGGCACUUUGCGCCGGAAUCCCAAACGGAGGGCCAGUUUCAAAACGGCGCCUGCCGACGUGGCGCUAUAG